AUUAAAGCACAUUAAAAUCCGACUGUGCACAUUAAAGAGACAUUUAAAAAAAUAUGUAAAGUAAUCCAAUAGUCUUUGAUUUCUUCAGACGAUUCAGUAGCGUAAACAAAUGUUCCAACCGCAACACUUGCGCCUGUCCAACUAAUUAGCACAGCUCAACAUGCRAAGAGAAAUAGGGGGGUUAAUGUAAGAUUUUAGUUUUGUUUAUAACGAUUUUUACYUUAUUACAAUCAGCGAGUAUGUUUCCUUGGUUAUUAUCAAUGCGAUAAAUUACACACCAUAUCUCAAAUAGUUCCUAUAGUGGCCAUAAAGCGUCCAGCAUUAGRAUAAAAAUCACAACGCACCCCCAUAAAUGAUCCCAGAUGGUACGGUCCGUUCGUUGGAGCUUCAGGGUGGUUUUCAGACUCUUCUUGCGACACGAUCACGGUGAGGAUGGAUGUUGAUACGUGGGCGUCCUAACUUCUGUCGUGGUUUUAUUUAGGUYUUAAAAGUAGUUCAAAAGUCACUUAAACCUACCUACAACAGAAAACAAACCCCCCCCCGCUGGUGUUUGUGUAUGUUUAUUGAGGGCAGCAAGGAUUCCUGAUGCUUAAGAGACCUUGCAGAGUGCAGAGACAGGUGAUGCUGUUUUUCUUGGCCAGCAGUGAGCUCCGAAAUACGGAUUAAASUCGUCUUGGAAAGGAAUUAAAGCAAUACAGAUGGCUGCUCUCAUGUGACGCCAGAUGCAGCAUGGGUGAUGUUGGCUUGAACACAUAAAAAAAAGGCGAAGGACAGAAGAAGCAAUUGAAAAGGAAAAAAAAAGUGCGAAGCAGUUUGCGGCGCAUACAACACGAGUGACGGACUUUUAGAGACACCAUGUCCACGUCUGCCAAGCAGGAGCAAACCAUUUGUGUUCUCCUUCCCAACAAAAACCAGUUGGAUAUCACUGUUGGGUUAAAAACUACAGGACAGGAUGUGUUUAAUCAUAUUUUGGAACUUCUCGAWAUCCAGGAGCUACGCUUCUUCGGCCUCACAGUGGUGAAAGACAAUGAGCACAUAUUUAUAGACAUGGAGGAGAAACUCACUAAGUACUUUUCUAAGGAUUUGAGGCCCGAUUCAGGAAAGGGAUCACUGAGGAGACCCAUUCCACUGCUACUCUUCCUCAAAGUGCAGUAUUAUGUUGAAAAUGGGAGACUUUUUUGUAAGCGAAAGGAACGACAUUUAUACUACUGCGACCUGCGGGAGCGAGUUCUACGCUCCGAGUGUCGUCAGCAGGAGGAAGUGUAUUUCCAGCUGGCAGGUUAUGCUCUCCAGGCUGACCUCGGCGAUCAACCGUUGCAACGGGAGGGUACAGAGGUCACCCCUUACUUUGAACCCAAGGAUUACUUUCCCCCCUGGAUUAUAGCUAAGCGUGGAGUGAGCUAUCUCCUCUGCCAUGGGCCCAAGGUGCACCAGGAGCUGUGGGGGAUGUCAAGUCGUGAUGCCAUCUUUGCCUUCAUCCGAGACUCGUGUCAACUGGAGGAUGUGCCCGUUACAUUUUACAGAUUGCAAAAGGACAAAAAGGAGGAGAAAGGAACGGCGUUGCUCGGUCUGACCCUGCGAGGAAUGCAGGUUUAUCAGGAGGUGAACAACAAGCGACAGCUGCUAUACGACUUCCCCUGGUCACAUGUUGGACGUCUAACUUUCCUGGGUAAGAAAUUCGAGAUCCAGCCAGAUGGCUUGCCGUCAGCCAGGAAGUUGGUGUACUACACCGGCUCUUCGUUCCGCUCUCGUCACCUCCUCCUGCACCUGAGCAUCAGCCACCAGACUUACCUGAGCCUCCAGCCCGCCCUGAGACACCUGCGUCAGUUGGAGGCAAGCAAAGAGAAAAAGUGUUACAGAGAGUCGUACAUCAGUGACGACCUGGAUAUGGACCCACCCGGCAGCGAAAGCAGCCCCGGCCUGUCGCGGCGCUCCACCGGCAGCUCGGGCAUCGAAGCAGACGCCCGUCAGCACAGCAUCUACACAGAGGCCACCUCCAUGGAGGGUGAGGGUCAGCAUCAGGGAGAGAAGUGUUUGAGCCCAGCGACCAGCCACAGCAGCUCCUGCACUUUCGAGUCUUACACGUGCGGUAAGGCUGGAACAGAAGCUCAGCCAUGGCAAAGAAAAGAAAAAGCUCGUGUUGGAGGUCCAGAGGGUGUUCUUGAUCCUGAUGGGAUGUUCCAGUUGGCUGAUCUUCUCGAGGGAGUGUCGGUGGAUUGUCCAGAUUUCUCAUCAGAACCUCAGUCACCAGUAGAUAAUGGGUGUCCUACAGAUGGUGAUCCUAGGCUGUUAUCGAGCAACAAAAUGAUAAAACAGAUGCUGAAAUCCAGAGGUCAGGUUCGUAUGGAUCGGCACAGCCACAGCCUAGAUGAUGUUUGUGUUUCCCCACCUCCUGCACCRCUCAGGAUGGCACUGCUGCCAGAUUCCUCUGUCAGCUGCACCUUCGGGCUCCCAGACGUUACGCCAAACGCACCGACUUCUCUUGAUCACAGUUAUUACCCCGUUCUGGACUGCAGGUCCAAACCUUCCUUUUAUGGCCGCAGGGCUAGCAACUGCCUCUCCCUGGACACAUUAAGUGAUGACCAGAUUCUGGAGUUUAUUCUUUGAGCAUGUUUAAUGCUUAUGAACUGUAUACUGCAUAAAUGAACUUAUAAUUGCUGCUGACCCAUGAAAGACUGUGAUCAUAUGUGGACUUUAUAUUGCAGAAUCACCAUUUAAAACAGACUUUGCAUGCUUCCUUCAAAKGGUGUGGGUUUGAUAYAAAUYUCAUACAAGGACAGUUCAACAAGUAAACAUAUUUAUUAAACUGUAUAUUUUGUGUAUAUGACUUGCACUAUUUUAAUAGCCGACAAACUUCUCAUACAAAAAUAUACCUGUUCAAACUCAGWGUCUUUUAUUAGUCAACCUUAUUCAGAUGUUCUGAAAUGUUUAGUGAGGUACAAGUGUGUAAAAUGUUGACAUUUGAAAUCUGUCUCUGCUGCAUUGGACAUUUGUAAGCUARGGAUCCAUAUUUUUAUAUAUUAAUCAUACUACAAGCAAUAUUUUUUAUAUAUUUAGAAUUUCUAAAGCCCAUUGUACAGAAGAUUGUACUUCAGAAUAUAUGUCGUAACUUUAUUUUUAUUUUUUUGAAAAUCAUUUUUAUAAUGUACUGUUUUGUGAAUUAGCUUGUCAUGUUUUCCAUAUUUAGUCUUUCAUAAUGAUGACAGCUGGCCARGCAUUCAUCCAAAGUUUACUUUUUCUGUACACACCCUCUCGUUUUUAACUACAAAAGUAUUAAUUGUAGAACACUAUUUCGGUAUUCUGCAAGCUGUGGGAUUUUUGUAUUAUGUAACAUGAACAAAAAGCCUUUAUCAUUUUUUUUUCUCCUUCAUUAGACAUUUUUACUAUUUUGAAUUUGGAGUUUUAUAUAAACUGAUGUCCUGUGUGA
Messenger RNA from Austrofundulus limnaeus, 3427 nucleotides. Its product is annotated as FERM domain-containing protein 6. Lineage: Eukaryota; Metazoa; Chordata; Actinopteri; Cyprinodontiformes; Rivulidae. The record is from RefSeq and is a predicted model, not a curated record. Gene Ontology annotation, cellular component: cytoplasmic side of apical plasma membrane; cytoskeleton. Gene Ontology annotation, biological process: positive regulation of hippo signaling.